Messenger RNA from Lates calcarifer (barramundi perch), 1513 nucleotides. RefSeq names its product myosin, light chain 9b, regulatory (gene myl9b). Gene Ontology annotation, molecular function: calcium ion binding. The record is from RefSeq and is a predicted model, not a curated record. Gene Ontology annotation, biological process: platelet aggregation; myofibril assembly. NCBI's taxonomy places the organism in Eukaryota, Metazoa, Chordata, Actinopteri, Centropomidae. Gene Ontology annotation, cellular component: myofibril; stress fiber; cytoplasm. Bases 189 to 710 code for a protein of 173 amino acids. The transcript has 4 exons.
GUCUUUGUACGGGACGGGCAGGCCUCUCCAUUGGUCGGGGCAGAAAGGGGAGGGACCCACCGGGAGUCUGAUUCUUUAAACAAACUUUUCAGUUGGACUGCCUGCUUCCCUUCCCACUGCUGUGUCGGACCCAGACAAAAGGAGUUUGUACUUCUACCUGAAGCCAAGGCCCAGAUCCAGCCGCCACCAUGUCGAGCAAACGCGCCAAGGGAAAGACCACCAAGAAGCGCCCUCAGAGGGCCACCUCCAACGUGUUUGCCAUGUUUGACCAGUCUCAGAUCCAGGAGUUUAAAGAGGCGUUCAACAUGAUCGACCAGAACAGAGACGGUUUCAUCGACAAGGAGGAUCUGCACGACAUGCUGGCCUCUCUGGGUAAGAACCCCUCUGACGAAUACCUGGAGGGGAUGAUGAGCGAAGCACCAGGACCCAUCAACUUCACCAUGUUCCUCACCAUGUUUGGAGAGAGGCUCAACGGAACGGACCCUGAGGAUGUCAUCCGCAACGCCUUUGCCUGCUUUGAUGAGGAGGGAUCUGGUGUGAUUCACGAGGACCACCUGAGAGAGCUGCUGACCACCAUGGGCGAUCGCUUCACAGAUGAGGAGGUGGACGAGCUGUUCCGUGAGGCACCCAUAGACAAGAAGGGCAACUUCAACUACGCAGAGUUCACCCGCAUCCUCAAACACGGCGCCAAAGACAAGGAUGAUGAGUAGAGGGAGGAUACAACUGCCUCAGGCCCCCCCCCCCGCACACAUAACACACCACAAAUCAAUCCCUAGUUCCUACCUUUGUGGACCUUGUAGGUUUGAGAGAAACUGAAUAGGAAUCCAUGUAGGGAAUACUCUAUAACAAUUAAAGAAGGACAGAAGCAACUUGUGUUGCAUUUAUUUAGAUCUACAUGUUUAUCAAAGGUAGAAUCAUGGGAUUCAAAUAUUCUGCAAUACACUACUUUUCAGUUUGUAUCAUCACUGAAGGUUUAUAUUCAUGAAGAGAGGUGUAUCACAGUAUCUGCAUCUCAUGGCUACAAGUCUCCUGCAGCUUCAUCCACUUUUUGACUGCAGUUGUUCUGACCUUUGUAGAGAACCUGGUUGAAUGGUUCAGAUGCAUUUAACACCAGUAUGUGUGUAUGGGGGGUGUGUGUGUUUGGACUGUCAAAUUCAGUGCUACAUUACAGUACCAGCCAUGUUUACCUCUUCCUGCCAAUUAGCUACCACACCUGCACAGGCACUGCAACAAAGUCUCCUUCUCUGUAAUAUUUGUGUCCAUGUAUGUUGGAAAUGGAGAAAGAAAUUGGUCAUUAUGUUUAUGUUGUAUUGCUUUUCGACAAUCAAAAGUGGUGAGUACUUCCACUUGAUGAAAUGGUUACUAGAAAUUUUAGUCUAAACUCAUAUCUUCCUCCCUUCAGCUGGUUGUGUGUAUUUGUUGAAGGAUCAGGUAUGUCUGUGUUGUUGAAGGAAUUCAGUUUUGUAACUCCUCAGGCAAAUAAAGUAAAUUUAUUAAUGCCGUUGACCGCAAA